GAAUCGGCUCACAACUCACAGAGUCACAGGGGGGAAAAACAAGCUCUUCUCUCCGUUCUCGUUUCGCCGCCGGCUUCGGAGUUGUCCUCCUCCUCCCUCGGUUCCCUCCUCGAGAGAAGAUGAGAAGGCGCUACUAGCUAGGGGCUGCUCGAUUCCAAUCAGGACCAGGGUUUAGGCGAUGAUGGCGUGGAGGCGACUGGCGAGCGACGCCGCGGCGGCGCACCUCCGGCGGGGCGCCUCCUCCUCCUCCUCCUCUUUCGCGCCCGCCCGCGGCUUCUCCGCCUCCUGCACCCCUUCCGCCGCCGCUAACCCUACUCUUCCUGGCAGGCACGCAUUGCAGAGCGUUUGGUCCCGGUUUAGGAGUUCGAGCCCCGCGUUUCAAGCUCGGUUCCCAGCUCUGCUUUCGGCAAGGGUGCCUCCUGGAGUUCGUCCCAAGUUAUCAGGUCUGCUGAAGGGAUUUGGGGCCGGUGGCACCGCGAUUGCUGUGAUGCUCUAUCCGAGAAACGUUGCUUAUGCUCAAGAAGAACAACUGGCAAGGCGCCCAUCAAAAGAUAUCACUACACUCUCACCAUAUUCAAAACAGGUGCUUGCCAAAUUGUGGAAUUUGGUCAGGAAAUUUCAGCUGCCGGUUGGCUUGAUUCUUUUGAUUGUGUAUGGUUGGCGGAAACCAAUAGUUCUCGUCAUCAAUACUUUGCUUCUUCUCUAUUCUUCAAGGCCGGACCCCUAUUCCAUAUACUUGUUUCUUCAGGAGAUUCAUCAAGGGAAGGUGUGCCAAAAUCCUGCAUUAUGGAAGGACGAGUUUAUGCAGACAAGAAAAGUUGAUACUGAAGACUACAAGUUCUUUUCUAUUGGAACAGUUGAACUAAAGGACAGAACAGAACUGCAUGUAAUUGGAAUUCUGGGAAAUUGGUGGAUCUAUCAUGUGUCAUAUGCCAAGAGAGUGGAGCUGCUGUAGUAUAAUUUCUCAUCCCAAAGACCGGAUUGAUUAACAGCAUCUAUGUAGGCUUUUUUUGCAUUUGGUGAACUGUAACUCUGAAUGUUCCAUAGCACCACCUUUUCAUGUAAUGCUAAAACACUUUAACACAACAAGUUUGUUUGGAGAUCUAGCUCUCUGGUCAUCUAUGGAAUCUAUUUGAUGGAUGCAUCGAUUAA
Messenger RNA from Brachypodium distachyon (stiff brome), 1152 nucleotides. RefSeq lists its product as uncharacterized. The record is from RefSeq and is a predicted model, not a curated record. The transcript is spliced from 6 exons. NCBI's taxonomy places the organism in Eukaryota, Viridiplantae, Streptophyta, Magnoliopsida, Poales, Poaceae. The coding region runs from base 179 to 955 and encodes 258 amino acids.